GUUGCCAAUAAACUGGAAAAGAGGAAGAAGAAGACGAAGACAAGGUGACAGUCAUGGCGGCAGCGGUGGUCCGAGGAAUCGGUUCAAGUUUGUCGAAGAAUCUGCGUGAGAUACGCCUGCAUAUAUGCCAGACAUCAGCUGCUAGUCAGGGAGCAAGGGAUUUUAUUGAGCAGCAUUAUGUGCCAUUAAAGAAGGCAAAUCCUAAUUUCCCUAUCCUGAUUCGAGAGUGCUCUGGAGUUCAGCCCAAGCUGUGGGCACGAUAUGGCUUUGGUAAAGAACACAGUGUUUCAUUGGACAACAUGAACGUCGACCAAGUGGGCAAAACUUUGGAGACACUAAUAAACACAAAGCCCUGAGCCAACAUCUUUAAGGAAAUGUAAAAUGAUAUAAAUGCUAUUUGUUUUCCUAUAUUAAAAAUAAAUGUAUACUCUCAAAGAACUUGAA
Paramisgurnus dabryanus is the source of this 444-nucleotide messenger RNA. It is a transcript of the gene ndufa2, whose product is annotated as NADH:ubiquinone oxidoreductase subunit A2. Gene Ontology annotation, cellular component: respiratory chain complex I. Lineage: Eukaryota; Metazoa; Chordata; Actinopteri; Cypriniformes; Cobitidae. The record is from RefSeq and is a predicted model, not a curated record.